CAAAGUGAGGAAGCUGUCUCCAUAGGGAGGAGGCCUGAUGUGGACUGUCCGAACUGAAAGAGGGCACCUUCCUCUCCAUAGCCCCACCUUCUCCUGGAGGAAUGUAGCUUUCCUGCUGCUUCUCUCCCUUGCUUUGGAGUGGACUUCUGCAUUGCUGACCAAGAAGAUCAAACACAAACCAGGGUUAUGUCCCAAAGAGAGGCUCACCUGUACCACAGAACUUCCAGACUCAUGCAACACAGAUUUUGACUGCAAGGAAUACCUGAAGUGCUGCUUUUUUGCCUGUCAGAAGAAGUGCAUGGAUCCCUUUCAAGAACCCUGCAUGCUACCUGUGAGACAUGGAAAGUGUAAUCAUGAUGCACAGCGCUGGCAUUUUGACUUUAAAAAUUACCGCUGCACACCCUUCAAAUACAGGGGCUGCGAAGGGAACGCCAACAACUUCUUAAGUGAGGAUGCCUGCAAAACAGCCUGCAUGUUAAUUGUUAAGGAUGGACAAUGCCCACUCUUCCCUUUCACUGAACGUAAGGAGUGUCCACCUUCAUGUCACAGUGACAUCGAUUGUCCCCAGACAGACAAAUGUUGUGAAUCCAGGUGUGGCUUUGUUUGUGCCAGGGCCUGGACAGUCAAAAAAGGCUUCUGCCCACGCAAGCCCUUGCUAUGUACCAAGAUUGAUAAACCCAAGUGCCUACAGGAUGAGGAGUGCCCAUUGGUGGAAAAGUGCUGCUCACGUUGUGGACUGAAAUGUAUGGACCCCAGAGGUUGAAUAAUGGAGUUUUGCUGUUGUUGCCCAGGCGCGAUCUCGGCUCACUGCAACCUCUGCUUCCCAGGUUCAAGUGAUUUUCCUGCCUCAGCCUCCCAAGUAGCUGGGAUUACAGGUGCCCACCAUCAUGCCCGGCUAAUUUUUUGUAUUUUUAGUAGAGAUGGGGUUUCACCAUGUUGGCCAGGCUGGUCGCAAACUCCUGACCUCAGAUGAUCCACCCACCUCGGCCUCCCAAACUGCUGGGAUCACAGGUGGGAGCCACCGUGCCUGGUCAGUUAUUUCCUUUUUAAGCUUAUUUCCUAUCCAUUUAUAGUUACUACUGAAAAUGACUGAUGAAUUUUAUCAAAUACCUUUUAAGCAUACAGUCACAUAAUGAUUUUUCUCUUCUAAUUUGUUGGCAUAAUAAAUUAUUAAAUUUUCUUGAGCCAUCCUUGCAUUCUUAAUAAACUUAAUUGCAGUGUGUUGUA
Messenger RNA from Pongo pygmaeus (Bornean orangutan), 1227 nucleotides. RefSeq names its product WAP four-disulfide core domain 8 (gene WFDC8). Lineage: Eukaryota; Metazoa; Chordata; Mammalia; Primates; Hominidae. The coding region runs from base 38 to 763 and encodes 241 amino acids. The transcript has 7 exons. Gene Ontology annotation, molecular function: serine-type endopeptidase inhibitor activity. Gene Ontology annotation, cellular component: extracellular region. The record is from RefSeq and is a predicted model, not a curated record.